AUGUCGGCUGUUGUCAGACGUGCUGUUCCUGCUUUUGCGGCUCUCCGCACUCGUACCGUUGCCGCCGUGGGCACACGCAUGUACUCCGACGGCUCUGGCGCAACCGCUCGUGAUCCUGGAUGGUCGAAGAAGGAAAAGGCUGUCGAAGAUCAAUAUGCACACAACCGUGAAGUUGAAGCUAUGAACAAGUUGAGGCAGCAGCUCGAGGCAAAGGAAAAGGAGUUGAACGAACGCGAGAAGAACUUGGAGCAGCGAGAGAAGAAGGGUAGCUCAUAA
This is a messenger RNA of Serendipita indica DSM 11827, 276 nucleotides long. Lineage: Eukaryota; Fungi; Basidiomycota; Agaricomycetes; Sebacinales; Serendipitaceae. The record is from the annotation of a GenBank genome assembly.